CACAGCACAGAUCGGCGCUGCUCGACUCGGCGCGAUUCAGCUCGGCUCGACUCGGCAGAGAACAGCACGGACCGGCGGCAGCAGCAGCUCAGCCGGCAGCGCCCACGCACACGCCGCCGGGCAACCGCCUUCCCCCCCUCCUCCCUCCUCCCCUUCCUCCUCCAGUACUCUCCGCUGGGAUAAAGCCGCCGCUGCUGCUGUUGUUGGCCGGCUGUGCCACAUCGAGGAUAUUUUGGCUCCCGGAGGGGCAGCAACGCCUGUUUUUUUUGACUCCGUGUGGUGCUGGUGCCGGUGCCGGUGCCACCGGGAAGGGACGCAGAGGAGCUGGCGACGGCCGGACUCGGAGGCCAGAUGAGUGAUUUUGGGCUAAGGAACAUGGAUCAAGUAGCUCCUGUGUCUAACAUGUACAGAGGAAUGCUCAAGCGUCAACCAGCAUUUGACACCUUUGAUAGCUCAAACUCUCUCUUUGCUGGAUAUUUUUUCUCACUAAAUGAAGACCAAACGCUUCAAGAAGUGCCAACAGGAUUUGAUUCUACUUCUUACGAGUCCAACAACUGUGAAUUGCCUCUGUUAACCCCGUGCAGCAAGGCUGUGAUGAGUCAGGCCUUGAAAGAUACUUUCAGUGGUUUCACAAAGGAACAGUGUCGGCUGGGUAUCCCAAAUAAUCCUUGGCUGUGGACAGAGCAGCAAGUUUGCCAGUGGCUUUCAUGGGCUACUAAUGAAUUUAGCUUGGCAAAUGUGAAUUUCCAUCAGUUUCUUAUGAGCGGCCAGGACUUAUGCAACCUGGGCAAGGAGCGUUUCCUGGAACUGGCACCUGACUACGUGGGUGAUAUUCUGUGGGAACACCUGGAACAGAUGAUAAAAGAAAGCCAAGAGAAGACACAGGAUCAAUAUGUGGAAAACUCUCAUCUCACCUCAGUUCCUCAUUGGGUCAAUAAUAAUUCCUUAACUGUUAAUGUAGAUCAGAGCUCCUAUGGUAUGCAAAUGCCUGGAUAUCCUAAAGCCCUCAGUUACCCCAAACCCAGUCUCCUCACUGAUGUCUGUCAGAAUUCCACUGGACCAAGUCUCCUCAAUCCAGAGCAAGAGUUUUCAUUGUUCCCUAAAACCCAAGCAGAUGCCCUUAGUGUGAACUACUGUGCAGUAAAUCAAGAUUUCCCAAGAAGCAAUUUGAACUUACUAAUGGAUAAUUCUGGUAAGCUUAGAGAACAUGAAUCUAGUGACAGUGGUGCAGAAAGCUAUGAAAGCUCAGAUUCAAUGUUGCAGUCCUGGAACAGCCAGUCAUCGUUGGUGGAUUUACAGCGAGUGCCAUCCUAUGAGAGUUUUGAAGAUGACUGUAGCCAGUCCUUGUGUCUGAGCAAACCUACAAUGUCUUUCAAAGACUAUAUUCAAGAACGAAGUGAUCCUGUAGAGCAAGGGAAACCAGUUAUACCAGCAGCGAUUCUGGCUGGUUUUACUGGCAGUGGGCCUAUACAGCUCUGGCAAUUCCUUCUGGAGUUACUGACUGACAAGUCCUGUCAGUCAUUCAUUAGCUGGACAGGAGAUGGAUGGGAGUUUAAACUUGCUGACCCAGAUGAGGUGGCACGGAGGUGGGGAAGAAGGAAAAACAAGCCAAAAAUGAACUAUGAGAAGCUCAGCCGAGGCCUACGCUACUAUUAUGACAAGAACAUCAUCCACAAGACUUCAGGGAAACGCUAUGUGUAUCGCUUUGUGUGUGACCUGCAGAACCUGCUGGGGUACACAGCGGAGGAGCUGCAUGCAAUGCUGGGGGUGCAGCCCGACACAGAGGACUGAGCCUGACCACCUGAUACUGCAGGGGUGAAGAUCAUGUGUUGGGACUGUGUCUGGAAACCGUCUGCAGUCAAUUCUUCUGACUGUUCAGAUAGAUGCAACUGUUGGGGGAAAUAAGGACCUUAUCUGAUUUUGUAACCAGGGAGAGCUGGAAGGAAGUGGCCUUAUUUCAUCAGUGGCUUCGAGUGUUGCCGUGUCAGGCACUUGAGCAGCAUGGAAGUCAGCACAGACCCUGGCUCUGUCAUGAAGACAUGGAAAUGCUCUCAAGUUCAGCAUUUCGACUGCCCAUACUGCCAUACAAAGUGUUUUUGGCUAUUUACACUGCCAUAUAAUAAUGGGUUGGCUUUAAAACCAAAGGUUGGAUGAGGAACCAGUGAUGCAGCAGAAUUAUCGCUCAGACAUUUAAAAACACCAUCUUCCUUGCUUACAUCUUAUAUCAUGCAAUUUAUUUAAAAGAGACAAAAACCAACUAAUUUAUUUUACACGAGCAGUAAGGAGAAUUGAUACUAGUUUCGUUCUAAAGCACAUUUUGUUAGUAGUAGUACUCCAGAGGUGUGCUGCAGAGGUACACAAACACUCUGUGUCCAAAACCAGAUGUAGCAAACUUUUAACAAAACAACACAAAAGACCCUUGAAAGAAGGGAAGGAGAAUCAUACCAUUUCAAUAUUCAGUCUGUAUAUAUGCUGUGAUUCUUUUUGAAACUCUGUCAUGUUCCUAUUUAACAGAUACUGUAUAGUGUAAAUUAAGCUAAUUGUGUGUGUGUUUUCAAAUAGGACGAAUGUAAACUCCUCAUUUAUUUUUUUUCAUCCAUGUUUGUCUAGGCUAUACAACCUUCUGCAAAUAUUUAAUUGGCCUAAGGGACAGCGUAAGCGCUCGGUAUGCAUGCAUAUGGUAUGCCUAUGAUAUGAAAUGGGGAGGGGGGUGGGGGGUAGGGAGGGCAAGCUGGCUCAGUGUUUUGCCAAGACCGAGGCUGGCAAUUCUUUGUGCAUUUUGGCAUUUUUACAAGAAACUAAUGUUAUGUUCUGGGACAUAAAGGGCCUGUUUGUGGUUUCUUCUGUAACCUAAAAUGAAAAUAUUCCUAUGGAUAAAAUGACCUUUUU
This is a messenger RNA of Dryobates pubescens (Downy woodpecker), 2889 nucleotides long. RefSeq names its product ETS proto-oncogene 2, transcription factor (gene ETS2). Gene Ontology annotation, biological process: cell differentiation; regulation of transcription by RNA polymerase II. Lineage: Eukaryota; Metazoa; Chordata; Aves; Piciformes; Picidae. Gene Ontology annotation, molecular function: sequence-specific DNA binding; DNA-binding transcription factor activity, RNA polymerase II-specific. Gene Ontology annotation, cellular component: nucleus. The coding region runs from base 352 to 1791 and encodes 479 amino acids. The transcript has 10 exons. The record is from RefSeq and is a predicted model, not a curated record.